CGUCCUCAAAUCCGAACACAGAGUAGCCAUUUGUUUACACUCGUCAGCUGAGAGACAAAGAGAACGUCGAGCUGAUUUUCCCUCAAAAAGAUCUGCCAUAGAUUCAUCAUGGCUGAUGUUACCUCUAUAGAGCACCCUACUCUCAAGGUACCGUAUGAUGUCCUGAACAAGAAGUUUCGCUUGGCACAGAAGACCCUGGAUAGAGAAGUGUGCCAUGUGACAACCGCAGUCUCAGAGCUUGAGAGGGUCCUCUUCACAGAUAACCGUAGUGCCUCGCAUAUCUCGUCUCUACUAGGGGGUGUAGUGGAAAAGUUGUCUUCCUUCAAGCGAAAGGCAGAAGAGGCAACACAGGAGGAGAUUGAGUGCGGACGUGUUGUCAAGCGACGCGUUGAUCAUGUGAAGGAACACGACUCUCUCAGUCCUUCUGUUGUGGCCGAGUGGAAGCGUACCAGAUUGGAUCGACUUUUAGUAGAGUACUUGCUUAGAGCAGGUUGCUACUCCACCGCCACUAAGUUGGCCAGCACACGAGGGAUUGAAGGGCUGACAAACCUGGAUGUGUUCCUAGUAGCCCGAGAAGUGGAGCAGUCCCUAGCUUGCCGUGACACAACCAAGUGCCUUGCCUGGUGCCACGAUAAUAAGAGUAAAUUGCGGAAAUUAAAUUCUUCUUUAGAAUUUAACGUCCGGAUGCAAGAGUUUAUCGAGUUGAUCAAGAGUGACCGCCGGAUGGAAGCAAUUCGGCAUGCAAGAAAGCACUUCACUGGACAGGAUCCAGCUCAUUUACCAUCUAUACAAAGGUGUAUGGCACUUAUUGCCUUCCCCUCCGGCACUGAUGUUAGCCCAUACAAAGAAUUGCUCUCAGAUGUACGGUGGGAUCAGCUGAUUGAACAGUUUAGAGCAGAGAAUCUCAAGUUGUACCAGCUUUCAUCACAGUCUGCCUUUUCUGUUGUACUUCAAUCUGGUCUUUCUGCACUGAAGACUCCACACUGCUACAGGGGCGCAACCGGUCACAACCCAGACUGUCCUGUGUGCCAGCGUUCUCUGAAUUCAUUGGCAGCUCCUCUUCCUUACGCCCACUGCUCACAGUCUCGACUUGUGUGUCACAUAAGCGGGGACCAGCUCAAUGAAAACAACCUGCCACUUAUGUUGCCAAAUGGAUAUGUUUAUGGGCAGAAGGCACUUCAACAAAUGGCAAACGAGAACAACGGAACGAUUGUCUGUCCACGAACACGACAAACUUACAAUAUUCGAGAUGCUGAGAAAGUGUUUGUGAUGUGAGCAUCUUUGAUCAGUUUAGGAUACGUUUGUAAGAUUAUAAAACAUCUAACACAUGUCAUAAAGUAUGCCAUACUGUUCUUAUUCUUAUCAUCAUUAUUCUUUUAUAAUACUGUAAUUGCUUUUUAAUGAAAUUUACACUGUUGUACAGUGUCUUUAGUUAUUACUUUUUUCUAUAAACCUAAAGAUAACAAAUGGAACUUGAUACAGAUUCUUUGUUAGGCUUGUUAUCAUUUAGGAAAGAUGAGAAAAAAAUGACGGUCUCUUUCUUCUGCCUUAGAUCUAUAAUUUAAGGAUUAAUUGAUUAAGUUGCAAGUAUUUUGUGUUGUUGAUCAAGCUACUUUGUUUUUAGGAGCUGGAUCAUUGCAUGCUGUUCAUCUUUUUUUAUGUAAGAGUAAGUCUAUCAGGGAUAUAAGAUAUGAGAUUAUCUGGAAACCAAGUUGCAGCCAUGACAGGGAUAUUUUUUUUUCUUUCUUUUUUUCCUUAUCUUUGUUAGCAUUGUUUAAAGGACUUUUCAUUAUUUUUAUUUUUUUUAUUUUUUGGAAUCUGAUCUAAUCAUUUACGCUUUUAUUAUUUAUUUAAUCGAGAGAAUGUUCUGUUAAGUUGCCACAGUUUAGUCCUUAUGUUGUUGAGCCAGAGGGGUUUAUGGAUAUGCUGCUCACUCACUGGCUGCAUUUAUGAUAUGCAGUCCAUUGAAAAAAAAGAAACAAAGAGAAAGGCAAAAAAUAAAAUAUUUGAAAGGUCAGGAUAUCCAAAGCUAUCCAUAGCUGAAUGACUAGUCAGUGAAGGGUUUUCAUUAAUUUGUAUGAUUGAACCAUUUCAUGGGGAACAGAUUAUUGUGUUGAAAUGGUCCACUCCAAAGAAAAGACAUGAAAAAAAGCUUAUAAUAUAGGGCAGUAGAUGUCACAGAUCAGUAUAUAUCAACUUGUUCUGUGCAUAGUAAAAAAAAUAUAUAUUAAUGCUCAGGAAUAUACGGACUGUCAAAGACCUAAUAAUGUAAGUAAACAUGUAUAUAAAUGUGGUUAUAUGUGAAGAAAAAGAUAAUGACAGUAGUAUAUCAUUGUAGGGUAAUCUUAGGCAGUGUAGGGUAAGGCAAGGUAAAGAAAAUCAGGGAACAAUAAAGAGAAUGAUAAAGGAGAGAGAUAAGAGAGCAGAUAAUAAUUGUCUGUCUUAUUGUUUAUUCAUGGCAUGUGGACUUGUUUGGUCUUAAACUCAGUAGACAACUCUUUCACAAGAGGCACAAAAUGCAGAUUAGGUUCAACUUUGUCUUCCAGUGCCAUGUAUUUUUAUGAUUUUUUUUUUUUUUCUUUUUUUUCUUUUUAAUACCUUCAUUAUCUUUAAGAGUGUUUAAGGAUUGUUAGUAAUCCCCUCUGGCCUAAUGUUUUAUGUGUAUUUUUCUUUCAGUCGGAAUUUAAGAUAUUUUUGUAUUUUAAUCAAAUGUUUGUAUAUUUUUAUAUAUAUAUAAAGUAUUUGAAUACUGUGUUAAGAAAACUAGAAUAUCGAAGAUUUUUUUUUUUUUUUUAUUUGGAAUAUACGUUAUUAUUUGGUAGAAUGUGCUUUUUAUUGUCAUUUUUACAGGCUUGUUAUUUUAAAAAAUUCUUUACUAAUGCAUUCUUUAGGACAUAUAAUACAUUCUGAGAAUUUUUAAUCUAUAUAUAUUUUUUAUUCAUAUGCUCGUGUGUAUACAUAUUUUUAUGCCAUUCAGACAAAGAGCAUAUUUCUUUUUCUUUUUACUCAGAGAAACUAAAUGUUUUCAUGUUUUAUCAUAUUCUAAAGUCAAUUUCUCUCCAGAUCAACUUCUCUUUUUGAAGUGACAGUAAAAAGUGAUACAGGAAAAAGAAAUGGAACAAUUUUCUUUGUUUAUUAUUCCGACAUCGAUACGCUUCUUUCUUAUUACACAAACGGGAAAUUGUGUUAGAAACAAAUGGCAACUGAUUGUGACUGGUUAGGUAAUUUUCAUGAAGUAUGGAUGAAUACGAAAUAAAGACAGUUAAGUUUA
Molecule: messenger RNA, 3271 nt
Organism: Penaeus chinensis
Lineage: Eukaryota; Metazoa; Arthropoda; Malacostraca; Decapoda; Penaeidae
Gene: Kaz
Product: E3 ubiquitin-protein transferase MAEA-like
Exons: 9
Coding region: 109-1275 (388 amino acids)
Biological process (GO): proteasome-mediated ubiquitin-dependent protein catabolic process
Cellular component (GO): GID complex; nucleus; cytoplasm
Molecular function (GO): protein binding; ubiquitin protein ligase activity
Source: RefSeq, a predicted model, not a curated record